Molecule: messenger RNA, 1922 nt
Organism: Malania oleifera
Lineage: Eukaryota; Viridiplantae; Streptophyta; Magnoliopsida; Santalales; Ximeniaceae
Product: GDP-L-galactose phosphorylase 1-like
Exons: 9
Coding region: 624-1751 (375 amino acids)
Biological process (GO): glucose metabolic process
Cellular component (GO): cytoplasm
Molecular function (GO): GDP-D-glucose phosphorylase activity
Source: RefSeq, a predicted model, not a curated record
ACUUUUUGUUCUCGACACAACGACCGGUCAAAGCCUCUUUUCCCCCGCCAGCUAUGCUUUACCACCUCAUCCGAUCCAGCGAAGAUCCUGAAAAGGUCUCUCUCUCUCUCUCUCUCUCUCUCUUGUGUUGAUCGAUUGAUUUCUUGAUAUCAAUCUGUCUGAGAUUGUUUGAGCAAAUCUCGUUUUAUCAUUUGGAGGUAUACUGCAGCGCCUUCGAUCAUUUGUUGAUUGGAGUCCACAUAUUCUUAACUAUGCAUUCUUCGUGCGCACGUAGUCAAUUUAACUAGAACUGUGAAAUUCUUCCCCGCAUUUUGUGGAUACUUUUACAAAGAUUCAAGGAUAGAACGGGGAAUUGCUGGUCCAGUUAGGGCUGGCUUGUUUAAUCUCACCACGGCUUUAAGCAGAGUAAUUCGUGUUGACAUUAGAAGGGGCCAAGAAUGUGUGCAAGCAUUUCCUAAGUUUUUGAUUGCGUCUCCUUCAUUUCAUGGUGGUCGGGGUGCCCUACCUUCAGCUGGUGGGCAUCCAGCUGAUUUGACCUUUCUUGCUGGUGGAGGGUAUUGAAUUUGCACCGUGGAUUGGUUUCUAUUCUAAUUUAUUGGAGUUUUACUACGAUCAAAGCAAGCAUGGUUACGGUUAAGCAAUUUGAAGAUGACAAUUAUCCAUUGCAAUAUACUUCAUUUAAACAGUAUUCUCGAAUCUCUUCUGAGGGUAUUAGAGUUCCUCUUUACUGCCUUGGUACCCAGCCUCUCAUAGAUAAUGGUCCUUUAAGAGAAUUUUCAUGUGAUCCUGAUGAAGAUGAAAGCAUAUUGAAUUCUCUUCUUCUUGCUCAGUGGGAAGAUCGACUCUGGAAAGGCCUUUGCAAAUAUGAUGUGACUACCUCUGAAAUUAAGGUCAUCAGCGGGAAAAGAAAGUUUCUUGCCCAGUUAAAUGAAGGAUGGGAUGUAGAUCAAUUAUCCAAUCUUGAGGAGAGCAAAGCCUGUUGUCAAGGGGAUGCUUCCAUGUUCAAGUGUAAGAAACACUUUGAGGAGUUACUCUUCUGUGUUGCAAUGGGCAAAAGGGCAAAACCAGAGUUUAUUCCCAUGGUUGCUGUGCCUAAUAAUGUCAUUUUGAUUAUUAUGAAUGUAACUCCUGUUGAGUAUGGUCACAUCUUCCUGCUACCUUGUGGCUGGAGCAGACUUUCCCAGUCAAUGGAUGCAAAAUUCUUAGAAAUGAUCAUAAGGGUUUCUCUUGAAAUAAAUAACUCUUCCUUCCGCAUGUUCUAUGACUGGUCUAUAUCAAGUGCUCCUCACCCAUAUUUUCAGGCUUGUUACUUUCCAAACCAUUUGCCUGUGGAGCUCAUGCCAGUUCUGAAACUAUUUAAUGAUUGGGGAGGAAGGAUUUGUAUUAUGCGUCUCUUGAAUUACCCUAUUAAAGCCCUUCUGUUUGAGAGCAGUGACAACUUGCAAGUAUUGGUGGAAGCACUCGUGGCAAUAUGUUCCUUCUUUAAGGAGAAAAACUUUUCAUAUAGUCUGCUGUUAUCUGAUUGUGGGAAAAAGAUAUUCUUGUUUCCUCAGGUUCCAACAUCGGCAGAUUCUUGCGCACUUCCGGCUUGGGAGUGUGGAGGCCACUUCUUGUUCAAAUCGAGGAGUGAUUUUGAUGAAGCUACUGAGGAAGCUAUCCUUGAACGUCUAGCUGCUGCAUCUCUUGAUGACGAACGCUUCCAGGAAGUGGAGCAGUUCUGUUGCAGGGUCGCCGGUAAAUUGGCUCAUUGACUCGGUUGUUUGAGACCUUAUGUCUGUUAGGCAAUAUGCGAGUCGCAUGUUCAUACUUUCUGUGUAUAAAGUUCCAACUCCAGAAUGAUAUUUGGAAUUGGCCAUAAUAAAUUCGUUUGGUGAAUUUUCUAAGACAGGCAGCUAAUAUCUAUUGCUUUUCUUUUGCGGAAA